AUGGCGUUUGCAGCACCGCAUUACCAGUCUGCGCCGGGCCACUCACGCGAUUCGUCCGCCGCGUCGUGUCAAUCGUCUCCGAUCACACCUUCUUUCUCUAUCCGGAGCCAUAGCCGCUGGCCCAGUUCAAGCUCGUCGCUUGCUACCUCUCCGGAUUCACCAUCUCACAGUGCAACAAACAAAACGACGCUCGAAGAUCUUCUCGAAGAGUCCGCUGAGCGAGAAGACGGGAUCAGCAGCUUCGAGACCGAAGGCCUCGGCGACGAGCCCUUGUGCAUUUGUGACACGCCUUUCUGUGAGCACCAACAAGCUGAGGCUACGACUCCAACACCCUUUCCAUCGUUCCCAGAAUGGACACGCGGAGAUGACAGGAUCUUCAGCUACUCGGCGUCUGGUCACUCUGUCAAACGGAGUCGAUCUGGCGAAACUUCGCGAAGCACAGUAGGCUCUCGAAGGCGCCAAAGACUGCGCUCGAUCUCCAGCAGUCUCUUCCGCGAAAGACGACCUACUACCUCUGUGACAAACCAUACUGUGCAGAGCGCGCCACCAACCCCUGGAUCUUCCUCGCGGCGCCCAUCCAUCACCGAAUAUCUUUCCCGGCAGUUAGAACCUCGUCGGACGAUUAGCAGUUCUAACCGGCGGACUCUUUCGUUCUCCAAUGACACUGGCGAACCAUCGUUCCUGGAACGGAUCGAAAGUCGGGAGGCCUGGGAGACGCAGCUUUCAAGUGACCCUGUCGACCGCGAGGGCAACUCUUCGACACCUCUUCUACCACCAUUACUCUCGAGCCUACGAGACCCUUCGGACGAGGCACUGCGUUCGCCGCUUCAAUCUCCAAGUGUGGCCACUCAAAGUGAGACCGCAUCAAUCUACAGUCCUGUGCCUCACGGACUAUUGACUCCUCCACUUUCCGCGAAACCCUCCUUUACCUCCUUCAACGUCCCACCAGCUUCCACAUAUGCGGCGCCGGAGAAGGAUUACUGGGCCAUCAAACUCGGACACGCCAACUUCGACAUCGAGCCCAGGCCCUACAUGCCACAGCAAUUCACCAGAGAGUCAUGUCGGCGGUUACUCAAGGACUGGGAAGCCGCUCGUGUCGAGUACAUGCGUGUCAUCGCGCGGGUGAGCGAGCAUUAUGGACCAUCAUCACCAACCUACAGCCUUACCGAGGAGAAGUGGGCCGAAAUCGACAAAGCGUGGCGCUCCAACCUCGACAAGGCGAACGCUGAAGCCGAAGCGAACGGCGAGAUAGGAGUUCAUCAAAGCCUGGCCGAGACCCAGCCCUUAGCGAAGAUGCCUUCUCUCUCGGACCCAAACCAGCCCACGAAGUUCCUCAACGUCGACGAAGCCAACAUCGUCGGUCCCAUGGUCCAGUACACGAAGAUGCAGCAGACCUCGCCCAAACGACCCAGUUUCUUCGGCGUCCUCAAAGACCCCUCGUCCAUCCUCAACCGCUCCCUCUUCGGCUCGAAACGAUGA
Messenger RNA from Saxophila tyrrhenica, 1479 nucleotides. RefSeq lists its product as uncharacterized. Bases 1 to 1479 code for a protein of 492 amino acids. Lineage: Eukaryota; Fungi; Ascomycota; Dothideomycetes; Mycosphaerellales; Extremaceae. The transcript has 2 exons. The record is from RefSeq and is a predicted model, not a curated record.